AUGGGCAACAAGGUUGGAACGCCAUGCGUGUGCAUUCCCAUAAAAAGAAUGAAAAGAAAGGAAACAAGAGUUGCUGCUAAUUUUCCUUCCAUCAGUGAUUUGAGCCUUGAAAAUUUUCUGGACGCCAUUGAAGAACAAACUCCUAUUCAUCUUGACGUCCCAUCUUUUCUUUGCCAAAUCUGCUUUGAAUCGAAGCCUCUAAACCAGUCCUUCGACUUGGAGGGUUGCACGCACUUCUACUGCACAAGAUGCGUAGCCCAAUACAUCGUGGCGAAGCUCAAAGACAAUGUGUUCAAUGUCGUGUGCCCUGAGCCAACAUGCUCUGGAAUCUUGAACCCUAACCACUGCAAAUCAAUUCUACCGAGCAAUGUUUUCGAAUGGUGGGAGCGCGUUCUAAGCGAAUCGGCGAUCCCUGAAAAUGUCAAAUUCUAUUGUCCUUUCAGUGAUUGCUCUGCCUUGUUAAUCAACAACAAUGAUGAUGGAAAAAGUAGGAUGCUGGGAUCGGAUUGUCCUCAUUGCAAGAGAAGCAUUUGUGUCAAGUGUCAGGCACCUUAG
This is a messenger RNA of Arachis duranensis, 555 nucleotides long. Its product is annotated as E3 ubiquitin-protein ligase RSL1-like. The coding region runs from base 1 to 555 and encodes 184 amino acids. The record is from RefSeq and is a predicted model, not a curated record. Gene Ontology annotation, cellular component: ubiquitin ligase complex; cytoplasm. The transcript has a single exon. Gene Ontology annotation, molecular function: ubiquitin protein ligase activity; zinc ion binding; ubiquitin conjugating enzyme binding. Gene Ontology annotation, biological process: positive regulation of proteasomal ubiquitin-dependent protein catabolic process; ubiquitin-dependent protein catabolic process; protein polyubiquitination. Lineage: Eukaryota; Viridiplantae; Streptophyta; Magnoliopsida; Fabales; Fabaceae.